CUCACGAGCCAACACUAGUCCCUUGCGGCGCAGUGUCAAACAUGGCGCCUGGAGCGCUGACAAUAGGCCAAUCUCCCUGACGGUGGGUCGAAGCCCAAAUGCAGUCAAGACAAGACGUUAUUGUGGGGGAAAUGAAUGUAAUACGAGUGCUCCGUCUUUAUUGACACUUGCAACAAAAACAUUUGCGGAGUACUGUCGACUGGAAUAAGGAAGGAUGUUCCAGCAUUGUGAGGAGCCUCGCUUCACCAUUGAGCAGAUCGACCUCCUCCAGAGGCUCAGGAGGACAGGCAUCAGCCAGGCCGAGCUACUCCAUGCUCUGGACACGUUAGACCACCUAGACCGCCCUCAUAGACGCCCCUCAAAACACCACCUGUCUUCCGACGCCCCACCUUCGUCUUCCAGCACCGCCACUCAGACGGUCUUCUCCAACGGCCGUCUAUCGCCAAGUAGCUUUGAUGUAACCUUGCCCGUAGCCAUGGCAACGGUAGCUCAGACCAACGGGAAGAUGUCGCCGCUGACCAGGUUUCCUCUUGUGGGCGGCGGCUCGGUGGGCUUCGGGUUUGAGGCGGGCGACGACGACGCAGAUGUCGACGAGAAAGUGGAAGACUUGAUGAGGAGAAACAGCAGUGUCAUGAAGGAGGAGAUCAAAUGCUUCCUGGCCAGCAGGCGUAUCUCCCAAGCUGUGGUUGCACAGGUGACAGGAAUUAGUCAGAGUCGCAUCUCCCACUGGUUACUGCAGCAAGGGUCCGACCUCAGCGAGCAGAAGAAACGAGCCUUCUUCAGAUGGUAUCAGCUGGAGAAGAGCAACCCUGGCGCUACACUCGCCAUGCAUAGCGCCCCGCUGACUCUGGAGGACGUGGUGAUGGACUGGCAUCAGGCCCCGCCCACAUUUGCCCCUGCUCCAGGGGGCUUUCGCCUGCGCCGGGGGAACAGAUUCACCUGGAGGAAAGAGUGUCUGGCCCUCAUGGAAAGCUACUUCAGUGAUAAUCAGUAUCCCGACGAGGCGAGGAGGGAGGAAAUCUCCAUGGCUUGCAACGCCGUCAUUCAGAAACCAGGAAAAAGGCUUCUGGACUUUGAGAAGGUGACGUCUCUGAAAGUGUACAACUGGUUUGCCAAUCGCCGUAAGGACAUGAAGAGACGUGCCAACAUCGAAGCAGCCAUCUUGGAGAACCACAGCAUCGACGUCCAAAGUCCUGGAGGUCAGUCCAACGGUGACGAAGCGGACGGCAACGAUGAGCAGGUCCCCACGUUGAUGCCCAGCUGGGUGGCCGCCCUGGGUCGAGGGGCAGCGUCCGGGCCGACAGGCUGCUCCCUGACUGGCCUCCAGGACGAGCAGAGUCUGGAGAAGGCGGCGAUAGAUGGAGUGGACAUCAAGACGGAGGAUGACUGAAAAGAGGUGACGUCAUGUAUUUGAAUGCAAAGAUCUGAGCAGCAGCCCAAAUAGCAACCCGCUCAACGGGAUGACCGAUAUGACGUUCGUCACACUGUGAUCACAACGGUGCAGCCUCAAAACCAAAACAAAGCUUUUUUUUUUUUUUCCUGACGUUGCAUUUUCGUGGCGUACCAAGAACAAAACGAAGGUUGCGUCUUGUGACCUGACAACAGCGGAAGCUGCAACAACGUGCUUUUUAGAGACCACAAAAAAAUUCAGAGUACUAAUAUUAAAAAAAAUAAAUAAAUCUUCAAAUGAGUUUUAAAAUCGGACAGAUAUUUAAAGGGAGGUCAUUCCAGACCGGCACCUCAUUUUUGUUUUGUUCUCAAACGCAACAAUAACGCAACGGCCUUUCUUUGUCCCCAUAACCACUACGAUGUCACAUACUAAAAAAAUAUAUGACUUUAUAUACUAUACAUGUUUGCAUAUUAGUAUAUCCUAUAUAAUAUAAACUGUGUGGGUGCCACAUUUUAAUUCCACAAAAGGAGCUUCCAUUGACAGAAGCCUAAGUGUUAACUUGUCAAAUGUAUGUUUUUUUUUUUUGUUUAGACACAUCAAAUGUGUGGAGUCACUCCAAAAUGUCCCGUCAUCAUUUUUAAUUUUUGCCUUAUAUAUGUUUGAAUCACCAAGUGUUGAUUCUUUGUUUAUAAAGCUGCUUUAUUUCCACUCGGUGGCCACGUGUUGUAGCUGCUGGAAAUGUUUCGAAAACCAAUUGUAAAAGUUUUAAUGAAGCAUUGUUUCACUAUUUUCCUCUUGUUGGCCUAUUUCAACAUUUUUACAAUCCGCUAUGAAUUUGCAUUUAAGUGCCUCCUGUUGUCCGUGCUGUCGCUGCAAAGAUGACUUUUAUGAUGGCGCUGAAAUGUCCAGAUUCCUGAAACACUACCGCAAAUACCUCAGUUUUUAAUCCCAUCGGACCUGGAACCACCCCCAUAAGGUCAGACGAUGGUACGUUCGACAAAACCGGGCUAUCGUAAAUAGCUAAUGUUCAACCCGUGUUGCAGUCACAGAGGAAUGCAGCUGACCAUUAAGAGUCAAAACAGGGGCGGAGCCAAAGGUUUUUCAGUAUGGCGGGAAGGGUGACAAAACAGAUCACCUUGAAACCCUAAUGAAAAACCCUAACCCUAAUUUGAAACCCUACCCUGUCUGUUUUAGGUGCACACCUAUUCCAAAUCAUCAUCUCAUCAUCAAGCUUUGGAAAAGCUGAUAACAAUUCUGAUGAUUUGAAUGAGGUGGGCAUGCAUUUUGAAACCCCAAAUUAGAAACCUUACCCUACUUUAAAACGACAAUGUCAAAGGGAACUGUAGCUCAUUAUUGUCAUUUGUUAUAGCAGUAAAAGUCUGAUGGAGAGAAGGGAAGCGUGACUGACAUUGAAUCAAUUGAGCAUCAGUCCAUCAGUGCUCGAUGGUGCCAUUUAGGAGCUUUUUUAUCACAGGUGCUCUUCUCACAUAGUUUCAAGGUGUGUGUGUGUGUUGCCUUCAGGUCAGGUCUGUUCAUGACUUUUACUUCCUUUCAGAAAAUCCAACAAAAAUUGGUGUAAAAAAUGACACUGUGGAUUCAUUUUGUAUGAAUGCACAUGGGGAAAAUAAGGCUGGGUUGGAAAAUGUGUGUUCUUUAGGCAAUAUGGAGAAAAAUAUGUUUAUCUUGUUUUGUUCUUUGUUUUCAGUGCCUUGUUUGAAUGAUCAAACGUGUCAAAAAAAAUUUGUACCGCAUUGGUUUCCAUUCGUUGCAUGAUUUGUUCUAUUUUUACACUUUUGAUGCAUUAUUGUUUUUGUUCUAUUUACAAGGGAAUUAAAGCUGAUUACGCUUG
This is a messenger RNA of Syngnathus typhle (broad-nosed pipefish), 3239 nucleotides long. RefSeq names its product homeobox-containing protein 1-like. Gene Ontology annotation, cellular component: nucleus. The record is from RefSeq and is a predicted model, not a curated record. Bases 215 to 1390 code for a protein of 391 amino acids. Gene Ontology annotation, molecular function: double-stranded telomeric DNA binding. The transcript has 9 exons. NCBI's taxonomy places the organism in Eukaryota, Metazoa, Chordata, Actinopteri, Syngnathiformes, Syngnathidae. Gene Ontology annotation, biological process: positive regulation of DNA-templated transcription.